UUUCAUUUUUCACCUUCGUUUUCUUCUGCUCCUUACCUUCAGAUCAAACAUGCAACCUGCAUCAAGCAUGCUCAACAUCUCUGUUACAUGGAGGGGAAAGAAGUUUGUUGCAGAGAUGAAUGUAAGUGCCACUGUGAAGGAUCUGGGGCAGGAAUUGCAAAAAUUAACAAAUGUCAAAGAAGAUACCAUGCGGCUCAUUGUUCCACAGAUUUCUGGCAGAACCUCGAAACUGCUGGCUCCCUUUUCUAUGGAGCAUUCCCAUUUAAGUUUGCAGGAAACUUCCAUUACUGAGGCCAGGUCAAUUAAAAUGAUGGGUGUGUCAGAAAAUGAGGUUGAAGAAGUUUUACACAAUGCAAAAGCGAACUUAAGAAUAGCUGGAUUUGAGUAUGAGGAAAAGAGACUGAAACAGAGAAUUUCACAUGGACCUCGUCCUUCACCAAAACUUCCACAAGGGCCUUAUAUAUUUUGUGAAUUUCGCACACUUGAACUUCCAGGAGUAGAGCUGAAUCCUCCACCUCCUGAGGCACUGAAAAUAAUGCACAUGCUUGCUGCUGAUCCUGGAAUUGUUGCUGUCAUGAACAAGCAUCGUUGGCGUGUAGGAAUUAUGACUGAGAUGGCUCCUGUCGGUUAUGUUGGUGUGAGCCCAAAAUGCAUUCUUGGUUUUAACAAGAAUCAAGGAGAGGAAAUAUCAUUGCGUCUUCGAACUGAUGACCUCAAAGGUUUCAGGAAAUAUGAAAGCAUCAAGAAAACUCUACUGCAUGAACUCGCUCACAUGAUAUACUCUGAACAUGAUGCAAACUUUUAUGCUCUGGAUAAGCAGUUAAAUCAAGAAGCUGCUAGUUUAGAUUGGACUAGAUCUGCAAGUCACACUUUGAGUGGAGUAAGGAAUUCUAAAAUCUAUGAAGAUGAUUUUAUAGCAGACAGUAGAAAUAUUUCUCAGAAGCUUGGAGGUAACAGGACAGGUCAGGUACUAAAUGCUCGGGAAUCUUCAGUUGCUGCUGCUUACCAUCGGAUGGCUAAUAUUUCUGCCAACAAGUCAGGAGAGUCUGGAGCAAAUCAAGAGCUGGAUCCUGAUUAUUCUAGUUUGAAUAUGAGUGAAAAACCAGAUCAUAUGACAUCUGCCUCCAAAGAAAUCAUAGACAUUGACAUGCCCAUCAUUGUUGAGAAAGGACUUAAUGGUGAGCCUGACCCUGAUGAUCAUAUUGUCAAUGGAAUGAAGCAUGAGCCUGAUCCAGAUGAUUCUUGUUAUGCACAUAUUUUGCAUGCUCAGACAAGUACCGUGAAUUUGGGUGCAACAUAUGUAUCUAAAGAACCUUGUCCAGAUGAUUCAGAAACAUCUUUGAAGUCUAUUGCUCCAGCUGUAGAAAUAAAUGUGAUGGCAGAACCUGAUCCCGAUGAUGAUGCAGUCCCCACAUCAAAAUUAUCUACAAUGCCAACUGAUGAGCCAGAUCCUGAUGACCAAGAAUUUCAGAGGAUCAAUGAUUCCGUGACUACUGUUUGCAACCGAUUGUCGAAGGCCCUGGAAAUGCUAAGAAGUGAAGCUAGUCCAUUGCAAAGUGCUUCAAUCCUCCAAAGUCUCUUGAAAAUAAUUAGGAAUGUGAUUGAACACCCUGAGGUGACAAAAUAUAAGAGAUUGCGAAAGGCUAAUCCGGUCAUUGAGAGGGAUAUCUUAAAAAAUAAAGCUGCCUUGGAAAUUCUCUUUUUGGUUGGCUUCAGCGAAGAUGUUAUGUUUGACGAUAUUGGGAAGGAAGAAGCUUACCUGGUGCUGAAGCGGGAUGAUCCUGGAUUAUUGUGGCUAGCUAAGUCCAUUCUUGAGUCAAGCAAAACUUGCUAGCUCAAUAUACAGUUCUGAAAGACAAAGCAAAGUUGUAUGUGGAAGUAUGGUAGUAUACAGAAGAUAUCCUUUGUGUUGUAUUUGGGGGUGUAAAGGUUGACAUUAUGUACGGGUCAAAGUAUUCAACUACCGUUGCUCAUAGUAGAGUUGUAAUACGUGGAAAUUUGUAUAUUUUUGCUUGAACAAUCUUGUAUAUAGAUUUGUAAUCUAUAGAGCAUAAUUACCUACCUAAUAACA
This is a messenger RNA of Gastrolobium bilobum, 2071 nucleotides long. RefSeq lists its product as uncharacterized. The coding region runs from base 50 to 1834 and encodes 594 amino acids. The transcript is spliced from 13 exons. NCBI's taxonomy places the organism in Eukaryota, Viridiplantae, Streptophyta, Magnoliopsida, Fabales, Fabaceae. The record is from RefSeq and is a predicted model, not a curated record.